AACCUAUGAAUGGAUCCUUCCAACUCUUUAUCCAGGCUGUGAGGAGAAGGCAGAGCCACAGUCAGAACUGGUCAGAGCUGAGGGCACUGACAUUGAGAGCACAAUACUGAGAAAAAAAACUGCUUUAUAUCAGCUAGAAGACGCUUUAAACCCCCUCAGUAGCUCACUUCAGUUCACUAAUCAGAGCUGUAAGGAGCUAAUUUGACUUUUAGCGAGGUGAAAAAGAGAUUAGAGAGACAGAAGAGGGCGUGACAAGGAGACAGCCGAACAGGCAAGCUGCUGCUGCAAGGCGAGGAAGAGCAGGCUAUGCAUCAGCCAAAGCCAGAGGUCAAGAAAAAAAGCGACAGAAUAGUGAAAAGGUAGACUCUGAGCAAGAGGGGGGUCAUUUGUGAUCUGAGCCAGAAAAUCUGAAACCAGUCUCUCUUUGUUGUUUUGUGGGCCUCUGAGGGAGAGGAUGUGAAGGAGGGCAGCAGAGAGGAAAGGAGGCAACUGCAGGAAAGACAAUAAAAUGCUCUCAGAGAUGAUGUGCAGGAGGAGCUGCCAGCAGCAGCAGCAGCAUGAUGGAAAAGGGGCUCCACAGAGGGACCCUUCCAGCCGCAGGAAGCACAGCUGGUCCAAGAGCUGCAGGGGGCGCCUGCAGGGGCGGAAGACAGGAGGGGGAGGGUGGCCAAGAGGGCGAAAUCACCACCAACACCCUCAACGUCAUCACUCUCAUUACCACCAUCCCCUACACCUCCAGAGGCCGACGAUGUCUCUCCGGCCCAUUAACGUCAAAGGAAACAGAGCUAGGGGGAUGCGAGCCCCCAAGAACACCAACCAAUUUUUAAUGCACGAGAAGUACCAGAUGCUGCAUAUGCGCUCCGACUCAGUGGGGAGCGACAGCGGCAGCGGCUCCGACAGCGACAUGGAGCUCACCGACAUGGACUCAUACCUGGGCGUCCUGGAGAAUGCUAGAGGAGCCCUCUUGGACAGUCCCAAUCCACACGGCUCAACAACACCACCGGGUGAGAUCCUGGUACUGGACAAGAGCAGUCUGUGUCUGCAGGACAGUCUGCGACUGCAGGAGGACAGUCUGCGAAUGCAGGAGGACAGCAUGCAGUAUUUUCCCUCUGAAGAUGACCUGAUUCAGAGCCAGAAUUUCAUGCAGAGGGACUUUGUUGAGUUCUGUGACAUCCUGACGUCCUGAAGGGAAACUUUCAGGGAGCCAUUUUGUCCUCAGCAGUGUGAAACUCAAACCUCAGACUGAAGAGGGUCAGGUUUGUUUGCUUCAUGUUCACAGAAAAGGAAAAAAUCUCAAUUUUUAAAGUCAUUUAGCCUUAACAUGUUAAGAACAUACUUGCAGGGUGAGAUGACUUCACGAGUUUCCAUCCAAAAUCAACUUUUUAAGAGUAUUUUUUUAAAACAAGUGUCAUUUUGUUAGUGCAUUGAUCUGGCUUACUUUGUCUUCAAGACACUGACAGUAAUGCUCAGAAAGUAACAAGGGGAACUAUACGGUGAAGAGAAAUUAUCUCAUCCUGCUGGUGUUUUUCUUGAUUCAAGAAAAAAAUUGCACUGAAUGUAAGAGUAAAUGACAUUAUUAAGAGGGAUGUUUUUUACAGUUUAUGCUGUACAGUGUGUCCGAAUGCUGUGAAGUGGUGCCUUUCUUGUGUUGUUGUUGCACACAAAGGGAGAAGGGCUGGGUGGUGGGAGUGAGCCCAAACAGCCAAUUGGCUUCCAGCUGCCUGGAUUAGUAUGCAGAUGAUUGGCUGAUGCAGACUGUCAACAGAAAGACCCAUUCCUGUACAGAAUAAAGAAGAAGAAGAAAUACACAAAUAAAUAUCUGAAUGAUGUAA
Molecule: messenger RNA, 1832 nt
Organism: Scatophagus argus
Lineage: Eukaryota; Metazoa; Chordata; Actinopteri; Scatophagidae
Product: coiled-coil domain-containing glutamate-rich protein 1
Exons: 1
Coding region: 509-1186 (225 amino acids)
Source: RefSeq, a predicted model, not a curated record